AUGGAUUUGCUGGCUACGGUCAGAAAGGAGGGUUCGCGAGGGGGCCGAGGGGAGUUCAAGUGGUCCGACGUCGAAAGCUCUUCUCAUCGCGAAAAUUAUCUCGGUCACUCGCUGAUGGCGCCCGUCGGACGCUGGCAGAAAGGCCGCGAUCUUACCUGGUACGCAAAGGGCGACGCGGAUUCACAGGGCGAUGAGGAUGCCGCCGCAAAGGCAGCGAGAGAACGGAAAGAGGAGAUCCAGCGAGUCAAGCAGGCUGAAGAAGAUGCCCUCGCUCGAGCUCUGGGGUUGCCUGUGCCUCAACGGAGCAAUCCGAAUUUGGAUGAGCUGGGGGCCCGACGCGAGGUCGACAACGUUUUGAAAGAGGCCGCAGCGGGCGAGGAUAUCGCAUCUCCCAGGGGAGUUGGUUAUGGGCGAACGGCCAGGGUCUCGGCUCCGAGCGCCGCCACGGCGACCGAAAACACAGAAGCCGCAGCCGGAGUAGACAGAGACACAGAGACAGCCACCAAAGAAGACAUAGGGAUGACCGACAUCGACAUAGAGAACGCCAAUCUCGAUCCCCCCGGCGAAACAGGUCUGACCGACUGCGAUCAAAAUCACCUUCACCUGCUCGAGAACGUGAUCGUUAUCGUCGAGAGCGGUCUAGAAGCACCUCUCCAUUGA
This is a messenger RNA of Cladophialophora bantiana CBS 173.52, 660 nucleotides long. RefSeq lists its product as uncharacterized. The transcript is spliced from 2 exons. The coding region runs from base 1 to 660 and encodes 219 amino acids. The record is from RefSeq and is a predicted model, not a curated record. Lineage: Eukaryota; Fungi; Ascomycota; Eurotiomycetes; Chaetothyriales; Herpotrichiellaceae.